Molecule: messenger RNA, 4683 nt
Organism: Trypanosoma brucei brucei TREU927
Lineage: Eukaryota; Euglenozoa; Kinetoplastea; Trypanosomatida; Trypanosomatidae
Product: synaptojanin
Exons: 1
Coding region: 1-4683 (1560 amino acids)
Biological process (GO): phosphatidylinositol dephosphorylation
Cellular component (GO): intracellular membrane-bounded organelle
Molecular function (GO): phosphatidylinositol-3,5-bisphosphate 5-phosphatase activity
Source: RefSeq, a predicted model, not a curated record
AUGAUAGACAGUGAUUUGCAGGGUCACCGUGACAGUGGACAACGAUGCUCACCGUGGGUAAAUUGUGAUGCAUUCCUGCAACCGGAGAUCACUAAACCACUUAGGAACAUUGUUGUCUGUGACCUCCCAGCACAAUGUUACAUUAUUGGCACGAGUUCCAAAAAAAACAUCGAGCAGAAAGAAGUGUUGUUGUUUAAUAAAAGUGAUGGUGGUCCUCUUGUCUAUAGCUAUAGCAGAUCAUACACGGCGGACGAAGUGGACUCGCUUACCGCUUGUGCAUCGAAAGAGGGGCGGCUGCUACAUGUCAAAGCACUACUGGGAUGCGUUCGCUUUACUAGUGGUUAUUACCUACUUCUGGCAACUAGGCGGCAAACGGUAGCGCGUAUAGGCUUUAAUCGCAUUUUCGAAGCUCUCGAUAUUGAACUUGUUUCAUUGUGUCUUCCAAAAAUGAUAGCUUUAACGACCGUAGUGGCCACAAAGGCGGCGACGGUGUUGGGAGUAAAGGGGCCGGCGAGCUCGUCAAUACAAAAAGCUCGUCUUCAAGAGGAGGAGUAUUGUCGACAGUUUCUUUCAUCGGCACAUAAACAAAACCUGUUUUACUCGCGCACAUAUGAUUUGACAAACACGCUGCAGUCCAACAUGACCAUCCCCAGCCAGAGACGGCUUGUGCGGACAAAGUUUGUGUGGAAUGAAUUUCUUUUGGAACCGUUAUUCACUCUACAGGAGACGGAAUCUGUUCGGUGCGAGAGAGAAUCUGCUCAAAAUGGUGGCCAAUCAUAUGAGGCAGCACCGCUGUGCCCUAAGGAUUUGCGGCGGUGGUUUGUCUACGUUGCGCAAGGGUCUAUUGUCCAGCGUGCCGUGUGGUGUGGGUCCCGACCACUGCUCUUUACACUGAUAGCCCGCACAAGUAAAAACUACGCUGGUGCCCGUUACUUUCGUCGCGGUGUGAAUGGGAACGGCCACGUUGCAAACCAUGUUGAGAUCGAGCAAAUUAUCUCCGACGAAUCAACGUUGCACGACUAUGGGCGAAGAGGCAGUUUUACAUCUUACGUCCAGGUACGUGGUUCGGUACCCCUUCACUGGUUUCAGCCACCUACACAACUCCCUAAACCACCUAUUAAAUUGGGCAUGAGUAAUUUUUAUUGCGUCGACACAUGCAGACACUUCCAAGAACUUCUAGGGGACUAUGGUGCACCAGUUAUUGUUGUGAACUUGCUACGAAAGCGGGAGAAACACCUCCGUGAAGGUGCUCUUGGCAGUGAGUUUAAGAAAGCUGUGGAAACUUUAAUUGGAUACACAAAAAAGGAUUUUUUAGGUGGGUGCGAAAGCUCAUCAAACGUGUUGAUCUACAGGGAAUAUGACAUACGGGCCAGUGCACAAGACGCCUGGAACAAGACAACAUCGCUGGCGGAAGAGGUGUUUGCCAAGAACGGUUUUUUUGUAUGUGGUACUGACGCGAGCACUGGUGUCGACACUGGUUGUUAUGGUCGGUGUUGCAUUCAUAGUAAUGGUUAUGAUGCAGAACGGAGUGUAAGACUACAACAGGGUGUAACUCGCAGCAACUGUCUUGACUGCGUUGAUCGAACUAAUUUAGCCCAGUAUUUCUUUGGUUUGCAUGCACUCGGGUAUCAACUGCAUGCUCUUGGUCUUCUCCAUUCACCAAUAGAUCUCUCUCUUUCGCCCCAGGUACGCGAGCAGUUCCUGCACAUGUACCUAUUGAUGGGAGAUAUCAUUGCCUUGCAUUAUGGCGGGUCGGCACAGGUGGGGGCUGGUGUGCUAAACCGAGGAACGGGGUGGGACAAAAUGAUGGGUAUCAAGCGGUUGUACAACAAUAUCCUCGGUGAUCGCGAGAAACAGUUGUUCAUGAACCUCUUUCUCGGUCGGUUUCAGCCAUGUCCAAAUCGGUGCUCCCCUUCCCAAAACCCAGUGAUGCGCAUCCCUGAUGGUGAACAACAGGGCACUGGGAGCGAUGGAAAAGGCAAUGAGUCCAACGAAUCAACUAAUUCCAGUAAACAGGUUGCUUGUUUAGCAGACCUAUCUGAGGGAGCAUCUGACUACUACUUAGUGGUCAAUGGUGGCCCAUCGCUCCCCGAUCCCACUGAACUAGUCGGAUGGUGGAAGAAGCCAUUACAAUUCUUUAGUAGCUUCUUCCAGCCUCGCCAACGGUCCUUGCUGGACGAGAACGCACCUUCCUCUCCUGUGUCCUUCGGUUUCGUACCGCACGAGGGCGGGAAUGGUAAAGGAUCUGCAGAUGAUGAGGAAGAGUACAUUGUUCGAGAAAUAUGCAUUGAUGAACGUGCGGCAGCCAUUGAUCCAUAUACGAAUAGGGGGUUGGUCGGCGCAGGUGCAGGUGAGUUGAAAGAGGAAGGUUCAGCCGUAUUGUUGCAGCGAACAACAGCGGCCACGACAUCACUUAACCGGAAAACACGGACCCUUCUAACCGCCGCGCACACCGAACCGUCACCACAGAUUUUAUGGUUCGUGCAGGAUUCCUUGUGCAAUGAGCAGCACCAGGAAGCUGAAUUUCCACAGAGCGACGUUGCGUCCAACAAACGUGACAUCCCGACAGAAAAGAUGCCUGAUGAUUUACUCUACCAUGAUCAUCUUACAUAUCCUGAUUACGUGUUGGGGAGUGAAUUUAACAAUAACAUUGAAACAGCACGAUGUAUGUGCGAUAAUUGCGUCCCCGAGGAUGACCUCCAACGCAUGCAGUUGGAGGUAAUGCACAAAUAUGGUGAUCCAUGUGACUGGGGUGUGGAAACAGUUAUAGACGCUCUGCUAGAUGUGGAACCGGGUGUGAAGCGCGAAACCAUAGAUGCAUUGCGACAGAUGAAUGUUCAUGGACGUACGCUACUCAAUAUGAACACAAAAUCUCUGGAAGAGAAGGUUUUGCUUCAACGCUUCAUCAGGUUGGUGGACAAACUAUUUCGUUCAGCAUCCAGCUCCCCUCCCCAGCAUGUUAGGGACGACGAGAUGAGUGAAUUAUGGUUGCUCCACCAACACGGUGAUGCUUUAGAAAAGUCAAAUAUAUUCGCUUCUUGCAAAUUUGUAUCUUGUCCGGACGCUACGCAACGGGUGCUGCAACCCUUCUUUCGUGAUUUGUUGGCACCGGAUAUUAUUGCGGCGACACUGAGAACUUUAAUAUCGAAGAUGGCCGAUCCUGACUCCGGCGUCCCGCGCAGUGAUCGAAUUCGCUACCGUGAGGGAAGUGGCUGCCAAUACGUUCCUCCUGUUGUAGUAGCACAGCAAUGCUUUAGUUCUAAUGAACUGCAUGAAUGGUUGCUCACCGAAUCACCGCGCUUGGGCCUCACAUUACAUGAGCAUGUCGAGUCGCACGAAAGGGCACAAGCGUGUUGGCAAUUUGUCCUCUGGUUAGUGCAUGCAAAAAUUGUCGUUCCAAUAUCUAUUGAACUAAUCUCCGGUGUUUUAGUGCCCCCUGUUGUUACAAGGGCUGAUGUGACAUCAUCUACAAGGCUGUUUACAUUGAGUACAAUACAGGAACUCCACGUGCUCAACGAAAGUGAGCGUCACCCGUGUGGUGACGUGGAUGUGCUGAGGGUUAAAAUAAACCCAAUCAAAUCAACCCCUUUGCUUCUCACCGGAGCUUCUGCUCUCGCAUGUGCCGAAACUCUGGUUGCUGUGGCGUUGGAUACAUUGCUUUACAUGCAGGAUAUGUCUUCACCUACUGUACCCCCAGAUGUGUCCCACAACCCCACUGCUUGGAAGUUGUUGGAGACGGUAUCCACUUCCAGUGCUCACCUUGCAGCAGUUAACAUCAGAGGGCUUGAGCGCCGGGAGCUGUUCUGCUUUUGGGCGAACGUUUUCAAUGCCUUGUACAUUCAUGCAUGGAUGUCAACACUAGGCAAACGGGCACAGGAUUUUACAUGCUUCUACAAUACAAAUGGUUAUAACGUUGGCGGUUGCUUCUUUUCGUUGAGUGACAUCAAAGAUGGCAUAUUAAGGGGAAACAAACCCGCCUACUACGCUGUUCUACCUCCGUUCAGCAAGUCUGACCCGCGAUUGUUUAUGGUUAUCCCCCCAGAUCCGAGUGACAUUGAAGUGGAACUGCAAAUGAAAUCCAGAAAUUGUUUUGAUGAUAAGCAUAUCACCACCUCAAGUCGCCGUGAUCUUCAUACACGUAUUUUGCUUGCUUUAAUUGACGCCUACCUGGUGCCGGAGAAUUUUGAAGACAUGCCGUCGUACAACCCGCGAACGCUCCUCUUUGCAAGUUCCCCCACUGUUGCGUCACGCAGUGCAGAGGGAAGUAACAGCAGUUUCCUGGAGGAUGACUUGGAAAUUGACGAAUCUUAUCGAUCGCGUACUACUGUGGGGUUGUGGCACGCGAAUAGUAUUCCUGUCGUUGCUGCGACCUGGUUGUCGUCAUGGUUCAACCAGCGCCACACGAAUAAAAGCUCCACUCUUGCCAAUCCAUGUGUUCCACUUACUCCAGAACACCUAUUGCAGCAAAUACAUGCCGCGGAGAGUUUUGUGUUGCGUUCACUCAGUCGCGCUCCACAGCCCACUGUUCCACUUCAUGGCGUGCAUGUCCCUCGAGCUUUGCUGCCGCUGUUUGUCAAUAUGGACAACGCUAGUAUUGAUGAGUUCAUGCAAUUACUGUCCGUUUCGCCACGGUCAGAAACAUCACUUCGAUGUGAUAUGUGGAUUUCUAACCCACCUGCGUAA